Messenger RNA from Hyposmocoma kahamanoa, 1308 nucleotides. RefSeq names its product cathepsin B-like (gene CtsB). Gene Ontology annotation, molecular function: cysteine-type endopeptidase activity. Gene Ontology annotation, cellular component: lysosome. The transcript has a single exon. The coding region runs from base 129 to 1133 and encodes 334 amino acids. Lineage: Eukaryota; Metazoa; Arthropoda; Insecta; Lepidoptera; Cosmopterigidae. The record is from RefSeq and is a predicted model, not a curated record. Gene Ontology annotation, biological process: regulation of catalytic activity.
CAAGCGUGUGAGCAUUGCAGGCCACUGCCCGGACGACCGUUGGUCGGCGGAUCGCUACGCUCAGUCAAUGCGCUACAUUCAUUCGUAUUGCGCGCCUCCAUUCAUAUUACGAACAAAAGAGUCUCAAAAUGAUUGUGUACCGCGCCGCGUGCAUCGUACUAUUGUGCGCCAUUGCUUCAGGGAACAAGUUACAUCCCCUUUCGGAAGAAUUUAUUAAUCAUAUUAACAGUAAGCAAAGUUUGUGGAAAGCUGGUAAGAAUUUCGCAAAAGAUAUAUCGCUAAAGUACAUAAAAAAUUUGAUGGGAGCCAGGCAAGAUGACUUUAUAACCACCUUAGAACAAAAAGAACACGACUACGACUUGAUAGCUAGUCUUCCAGAAAACUUUGAUCCAAGAGACAAGUGGCCGAACUGUCCCACUUUGAAUGAAAUCAGAGAUCAGGGAUCAUGUGGAAGUUGUUGGGCGUUUGGUGCAGUCGAGGCUAUGACUGACCGUGUCUGCACCUACUCUAAUGGGACAAAACAUUUCCAUUACUCCGCAGAAGAUCUCCUGAGCUGUUGCCCAGUGUGCGGUUUUGGGUGUAACGGUGGUAUUCCUACCUUAGCGUGGGAGUAUUGGAAACACUUCGGUAUCGUCUCUGGCGGGUCUUACAAUUCAAGUCAAGGAUGCAGACCAUACGAGAUCCCACCCUGUGAGCACCAUAUUCCAGGAAACAGGAUUCCUUGUAGUGGAGACACAAAGACACCAAAAUGCUAUAGAUCUUGCGAAGACGGUUACAACGUAGCUUACAAAAAAGACAAGCAUUACGGUAAGCACGUGUAUUCAGUUAAGAGAGACGAAGAGCACAUCAAAGCUGAAUUGUAUAAAUACGGUCCCGUGGAAGCAGCUUUCACCGUGUACUCUGAUUUAUUAUCCUACAAAAGCGGAGUUUACAAGCAUAUCGACGGAGAGGCUCUCGGAGGUCACGCAAUCAAAAUUUUAGGAUGGGGCGUGGAGAAGGGUAACAAAUAUUGGCUUAUUGCUAACUCGUGGAACGCAGACUGGGGCGAAAAUGGUUUUUUCAAAAUCCUCCGCGGCGAAGAUCAUUGUGGUAUUGAGAGCUCUAUUAUAGCCGGAGAACCUUUGUUAGAUUAACGGCUAUGUUUAGAUUUUUUUUAUUGAAUCAAUUUAGUUUAGUUUUUGUUGAAAAUACCUACUAUUUGUGUUGUGGCUAUAAUUAAUACAAUAUAAUUAUCAAUUACCCAGGCGAAAAUUUUAUUGUGUUUAUAUUUCAUUUCAAAAUUAAAUGUCUCAAAUGUGUAUGUGUUCA